Aspergillus mulundensis is the source of this 492-nucleotide messenger RNA. RefSeq lists its product as uncharacterized. The record is from RefSeq and is a predicted model, not a curated record. Bases 1 to 492 code for a protein of 163 amino acids. The transcript has a single exon. NCBI's taxonomy places the organism in Eukaryota, Fungi, Ascomycota, Eurotiomycetes, Eurotiales, Aspergillaceae.
AUGACACUUCAGAUGACGCUUGAAGACUCGGUGCGCGAAAAUGACAGGAGGAGGGCUGCCAACAGACCUUCGACGACAGCGAACGCCACCCGCCCACUCGCCCAAAUGACGCUUGGAGAAAUGGUGCGCGCCCAGAGGACCAUGCGGGGAAGACUAGAGACGGCUGAGAGAACGGCCGCGAGUCACCCAACUGAGGCCCGACGCGAUGGUGCUGGAAGAGCACAUGUUACAGGAACUUCGGGAGAGGGUCAGGACGAUGCCUACCGACGUACCUUCGUCCGGCGAGAACUGGAACCGCUCCUAAGUGCAAUGGAGCUCGGGUUCAUGAUGGAGGGACUGGGAGUUAUGGAAAAGGGACGGGAAAGGCCAGAACAGAGGCUGCAAACGGACCGGGCUUUUUCCACAGAGCACUGGGAGGACGUACUCCCCCAAUGGCGCCCACAGAAAGACUCUUGCGAGAUGAUCUUUACAAAAAGGUGGAGCCCGCCAUAG